CGGGCCUCUUUGGUUCGCUCUUCUGUCCCCCCUUCCGGGCCACAGUCGUAAGGGCAAACCCGCUCUCUCUCCCCCCAAAUCGAUGGAGUCUGACGGCGAGGAGGAGGCGGCGGCGACGCCGGCGGCGGGGCGGCUGAAGGGCUGCCCAGAGCUGUCGGUGGAGGGGGACAUGCGGGAGAUGGCCAAGACGGCGGCCUGGAGCGUCAGCUCCUGCAAGCCCGGCAACGGCGUCGCCUCCCUCCGCGACGACAGCCUCGACACCUACUGGCAGUCGGACGGCGCGCAGCCGCACCUGGUCAACAUCCAGUUCCAGAAGAAGGUGCAGCUGCAGCUUGUUGUGCUCUACGUGGAUUUCAAGCUGGACGAGAGCUACACGCCCAGCAAGAUCUCCAUCCGGGCCGGCGACGGCUUCCACAAUCUCAAGGAAAUUAAAACGGUGGACCUUUUGAAGCCAGUAGGAUGGGUUCAUAUACCAUUAUCUGGCACUGAUCCCGGAGAAACAUUCAUUCAUACAUUUAUGCUCCAAAUCGCGGUGUUGGCCAAUCACCUGAACGGGAGGGACACCCAUGUCCGGCAGAUCAAGAUAUAUGGGCCACGACCGAACCCCGUUCCCCACCAGCCUUUCCACUUCACUUCCAGGGAAUGCAUCAUGUACUCCACCAUCAGGUGAUGGUUCGUGAACCCUGGUCGCGUGGGAUCCUCCAUAUCAGAGACCUUUAUCGUGUGGCCUGUGCGCUUCAGUCCUCCAUGACAAACGAGUCACUGAAGUAUCCAGCAUAUGUUAUCAUGUACUACUGUAGAUUAAGUUGCUGCUGAAGCAUUAGGCUGUCUCUCUGAACAUCUAACACGUACUAAUUCAUGUUGUAUUCCAUUCCAUCCAUGUAUUCUUGGUAGUACAUCUUUUUCCUCCAUUUAAUGUAACAUUUCACUAUUUCUGGAAUGGAUUGGAAGUUUCUCCUGGUUA
Molecule: messenger RNA, 964 nt
Organism: Triticum aestivum (bread wheat)
Lineage: Eukaryota; Viridiplantae; Streptophyta; Magnoliopsida; Poales; Poaceae
Product: anaphase-promoting complex subunit 10
Exons: 6
Coding region: 83-670 (195 amino acids)
Biological process (GO): anaphase-promoting complex-dependent catabolic process; protein K11-linked ubiquitination
Cellular component (GO): anaphase-promoting complex
Source: RefSeq, a predicted model, not a curated record